CAACAUGGCGUCCAGUGCAACUACAGAGUUGCACAUCUCUUCAAUUGAGAAUCGCUUAAAACAUUGCUAUUUGAUUAGUGUGUGAUCCCAAUGCAUCACCAAAAUAGUGCACAACUUCUCUGUUUUUAUUACAAUGCCGUUUCAAGACACAAAUUCUCGGCUGGGGUGCAUGCUUGAAAAGCACGUAAAAGUCUCAUUUGUGCGACGACAAACUUCACAUUCUGAUCUCAAACGAUGAUUAACGAGACGGAGAUACUGGCCGUUAAUUCCGCCAAACGGACCGGUCCCGUCGCCACGCUGUGUUACAGCAUCGUCUUCAUCCUGACUGAAGUCAUGACACAGAUUGUCCCGUAUUCGUUUAUAUAUUUCAACUCAGAAAAGAAAUUCCCAAUUUCUUCAGCAACAAUGAUUGCUGCGAUCGAAUUUGCCAAGUUUAUCAUAUGCUUCUUGGCCUUCUGUGGACAUCAGCGUCGGGUACGAUUCGUGCCGUCGCCACUCUUCUUUGCUCCUGCUUUUUUCUUUGUGGCGACCGGCAAUCUGUUCUUCUACUGUCUGAACUUUGUAACUCCGCCUACCUGGAACAUUAUCCUCCAAUCACGUGUCAUCUUCAUGAUGUUCGGCGGUUAUGUCAUUUAUGGUCGACCAAUUGAGAGACGGCAGUGGCUUGCUGUGGGUUCACUACUCUUUGCCAUUUUGUUAGCAGGAUGGUUCUGCCCAGAGGUAGAUGCAGCUGUUGAUAUACAGAACAAUAGCAUCAAACAACGAGACAGCAUUGUGUGGUGGACGGCCGCAUCAAUAUGUGGGGCAGUAUGUUCAGCCAUUGCAAUGAGUAGCUCAGAGUACAUCAGCAGAGAGGAUUCUCGUCCUAUAACGGAGAAGCACACACAGCUUCAUUUCUUCGGCUUGGUUAUCGGCAUCGUGUGGGCCACUCUGGUUACCGGCGGCAACCUGGUUGAUAUCAACGUCAAGGUGUUUUUUCCGCUCGAUUUCUACCUGUGUGCAUUGACCAUAGCCAUCGGCACUCUAGGCGGCUUAUCGUCGACAGCCAUCAUGGUGAUGAGACUCUCGGGCUGUACAGAAGGUCACUCUAUCACCACUGCAUGGAUUCCACCGGCCACGUUUCUCUCUUCUGCCGUCGGCUGCUCGAUGUUAUUCCCCGCUCAAAAGUACUCCAGCAUUGUUAUAGCAGUGUUAGUCCUACUUGUGGGCGCAGCUUCAUUUCUGAACGUAACGUUCUCACCUUCACCGACAGAAAAACAAAGUAAUAGUACAAGACUGGAGGCAUGAGAUGUCUCUUGUUUUGUUGUUAGUGAUAAUUUUCCUUAAAACCUUAAUACUGAAUCCAUCAAAAUUCUAACAGCAUGCAUACUUCUGAUUUUCGAAUGAAUUUUAUUGAUUACGUCCAUGAGAUCUGGAACCCUUUGCUUUAUGAUGUUUCAGGACCCUAACAGCGGCCUCACUGAGGGUCAAUAAUGGCCUUUCAUUGGCUGUGCGAUGUGCGCAGCUCGUACUUGCAUGCAUAUUAUCAUUAUUUUACCUCAGCAAUGGCAGCCUGUGUCAGCGGUCUAUGGCAGUGUUCCAAGACUUGUCGCAAAUCCGAUAAAAAUGUUGGAGAAUGCAGAUUAAAUUAUUUCGUAGGCAUCAAUUUUUAUACUAUUUGAUGGACAUGUGUCUAUUUUUUACUUGUGUAUGGCGAAAUUAUAUCAAGGGACUCAUUUUAGAUUUAAAAAAUAGUGCUUAAGGCGUGAAAAUAGGAAUAGAUGCUGAAUGUUGCUGGCCACACAAGUCACGCGGUAUUGUUUUGCCAUACACUCAUUUCAUUUAGUAUAGACGAUGUGACCUGUGACAUCACAUGUUUACCAAAGAGCCACAGAGCCUGGACUUCCUGCAGGCACGAUUUGUACACAGCCAAAUGGAAGAAAACAUAAAAUCUUAUAUUUUAAGGAGAUUGCACUGUCUAAUUCCUAUCAACUUUUGCUAUGAUCAAAGGGAGCACAUCUCAAAACUUGUCCAGCUUUUACUUUCAUAACUCUGUGAUUGAUGCGAAAAUUAUGACACAAAAUGUAAACAUUCCCAUAGGACCAGUGUAGUAUCUUGCCUGCCAGAAUACUCAAAGAAUGUACAAGGUCACACUGAUUGUAAACAGAGUUUACUUGGUCAAUUGUUUCAUAUAAAAGAAUUAAAUAUCUCUCCCAGCUACUGUGUAUAAAAGUAGCAUUAUUUGUUUUUUCAGGCUCCUUUCGCAUAAAAUUUUUGUGCGUAUUAAUGGAUUGUGCAUCAAAAGAGUUUCCGGACGCUGUCACAACAGCUGGCGUUGAAAACUAUCCCAGAAUAAUUUUUAUAUUUUUUUUUUUCACUGAAAACUGGAAAAUAAUCAUACGGCUAAUCAUACCUGUAUGGUAAUUGAUUUUUUUCAACAAGUCUAACUUUAAAAGUACCAAUACUUAUACAAAACCCAACAAUUUAACCAAUUUGGAAUACAUUUAUGUUUUGGGUGGAUCCAAUUCGCAGUAAGAAAACUAAGUUAUAGAAGAAGACUGAUACAAUCACGUAAAAAUAAUAGUUUUUGAAUCAUUUGGUUUGGCCUGACAACAAACAGUAACAAAUUUAUAGUGAAAUUUUGAGUAAUUUUUUUUAAAUUGAAGUAAAGAUAUUUUUAAAGUUAAUUGAACAAAUCCGGUUUGCAUUACAAUGUAAAUGCUAGGCUUAAAAGUCUGUUGAUAAAUAGAUAAUAAAAUAAACUGCACCUAAAGCUUUGUAAAUUAA
Molecule: messenger RNA, 2766 nt
Organism: Asterias rubens (European starfish)
Lineage: Eukaryota; Metazoa; Echinodermata; Asteroidea; Forcipulatida; Asteriidae
Exons: 4
Coding region: 235-1287 (350 amino acids)
Biological process (GO): pyrimidine nucleotide-sugar transmembrane transport
Cellular component (GO): Golgi membrane
Molecular function (GO): pyrimidine nucleotide-sugar transmembrane transporter activity
Source: RefSeq, a predicted model, not a curated record